UGUCCGUGACCAGGCUUUUUUCUAGAAAUAAUGCCCUUAUGCUGCCCUGAGUGCCUCAGAGCUCAGGCUGUAGCUGUGGAAAAUGCGCUUGGGGAUUUUAAAUUCGGUGGAUUCCUCAUCGGGAGCUGUGAACAAAAGCAAGCUGCUGGUUUGCACAUCAGAUAAAGAGCCAGAGCAGCUCUAUAUAGCUGAUUAUAUCCUUUCUGACAGUGUCGAUGUUGUUCUCCUGUGACAGAGGACGUUUUACCUCAAGGGGCUCUUGAAGAGAUCCUGGUGAAAUCAUGGAAGUUGACAAUGACUUGGACCUGCUGGCCUCCCUCCUGGAAGAAAGCGAGGAAGCUGAGGAGGGGAAUUCUCCUGAGGAGGAAGGUGACCCAAAGGAUGAGGGGGGAGAACCAGACGAAUACGAUGAGCUCUUUGAUGCAGAAGAUGAUGCAUCCUACACUGAGGAGGUCAGCGCUGAGGAUAGCAUCAUUGGUGAGCAGAAGGAGAACCUGGCUGCACUGUUUGGAGACGUGGAUGACCUGCUGGAAGAAGAGGAGGCAGAAGAAACUGUUUCCACUUCAGCUCCCAGUCAGGAAAAAGAGAAGACCAAUGAAGAAUUGCAAGCUGAGCUGAGAAAAUUGCAAGAACAGAUGAAGAUGUUACAGGAGCAGUUGCAGAAGACAGCUAUUGGGCAGCAAUCCAGUUCAGGCCGUGAGAAGAAAACCCCUGGUAAAUCUCCCUGUCCACCCUUGAAGGAAAGGAAAGUUCAGAAGCUGCAAGAGUCACCGUGUUUCUCAGCUCAGCUGGGCAAUCCCUUACUGACAGCCAAGCAAGGAAUCCAGAAAUCAAAAGCCUCCUCAGCAGAGACCAAGACUCCUCCUCCGCGACAAGUCCUCAGUCUGGCAUUCCAGCCUCUCAAGUCUGCCCCGGGGAACACACCCAAUAAGGUGACCAGAGAGAAGACUCCUCAGACGCCUACGUGCUCCAGUACAACAUCUCAGCCGGUGUCUGUGGAAACCUUCUCGGGACUGAGAUUAAGAAAACCCCGGGUUUCAUCAGCUGAAAUGGACAGAAAAAUGGCUAACCGGAAGCUGAUCCGACUGUCCCAGCUGAAAAGCAAACUUGCUACAGAAAACUUGGAGGAAACAGACUGGGUGACAUUUGGAGUUAUAAUAAAGAAGGUCACUCCUCAGAGCGCAAAUAAUGGCAGAACCUUCAGUAUCUGGCGGCUGAACGACCUGCGGGAUCUCAAUCAAUCCGUCUCACUCUUCUUGUUUGGUGACGUCCAUAAGGAGCACUGGAAGACAGACCAAGGCACAGUCAUUGGGCUGCUCAACGCUAAUCCUAUGAAACCUAAAGAAGGCUCGGACGAGGUGUGUCUGUCUGUUGACCAUCCCCAGAAGAUCCUGCUCAUGGGUGAAGCUCUGGACCUGGGUACCUGCAAAGCCAGGAAGAAGAAUGGUGGUUCCUGCACACAGAUAGUGAACCUGAAUGACUGUGAGUAUUGUCAGUACCACGUACAAUCCCAGUACAAGAAGCUCAGCUCGAAGCGGGCAGAUCUGCAGUCUACCUUCUCUGGGGGCCGCAUUCCCAAAAAAGUUGCUCGGAAAAAUCCCGGUUUGAAGGAGAGGCUGUGCCAGGAUGGAUUUUACUAUGGAGGAGUCUCUUCAACAGCAUACGCAGCCUCAGUUGCAGCAGCUGCAGCGCCGAAAAGGAAGGUUCAAACCACUCUCUCCAAUCUGGUCGUGAGAGGAGUUGAUGCAAUUGUCCAGGAAACCAAGCAGAAAAUUGGUGCAGCAAAGAGGCCCGUGCCAUGCUCUGAGGAGUUCAAAGAACUGCUGGCACAGCCAACCUUUGGAGCACGAAACCUCUGCAAGCACUGGACCAAAGCAGAUGCUGAAAAUAAGCAAGGGGGCAAUUUCCAGUCUCUCUCUGCAUCAGCACUGCUCAAGCAACAGAAACAGAAAUUGCUGGAGGCCAGAAAAAAGCGAUCUGAGGAGAUUCAGAGGAGGUUUCUCCAGAACACAAGUAAAGCUGACAGCCCUGCUCUCCCAUCCUCCUCCGGGCAGUCCUCACACCUUUCCCCAACACCUGGGGCAGAGUUUCCCAAAGCUGCGAAAAUGUCAACUCCUCAAAGGCCGAGGCUCGGCACAGGCUUCUCAGAAGGAGAAGAUAUCCUCUUCUUUGAUGGGCCUCCACCUCCAACACCAAAACUAGGCAGCUUGGCAGAAGCCAAAAAGCUGGCUGCAAUACACCGACUACAAGCAAAAGGCCAGGUUCUUGCUAAAACUGAUCCAAACAGUGUCAAGCGGAAGAGAGCUGAUCUUGAUGAUGUCCUAGAAAUUGUUGAACGAGUUGAGAAAAACGUUGCUCAGUCACAGAACACAGACACAAAGAAUGAUGUGGAUGAACUGGAGCCUGCCCAGAAGAAGCGACGUGAGCAGCUGGCCUAUCUGCAGUCAGAAGAGUUCCAGAAAAUCCUGAAUGCCAAGUCAAAGCACACGGGUGUCUUGAAAGAGGCUGAGGCUGAGCUGCAGGAACAAUACUUUCAGCCCCUGGUGAAAAAGGAAGAAAUGGAAGAGAAGAUGAGGAACAUUAAAGAAGUGAAAUGUCGGGUUGUGACAUGCAAAACAUGUAAUUACACCUAUUUCAAGCCUCUGGAGACGUGCGUGCAGGAUAGCCACGACUACCACUGGCAUGAUGGCAUCAAGCGAUUUUUCAAAUGUCCUUGUGGCAACCGAGCCAUUUCCCUUGACAGGCUCCCCAAAAAACCCUGCAGGAGAAAAAAGGUCCGAAGAUUGGUGGAGAAACACUUUUACCGAGAGGGGAAGAGCAACCAAAAUUCCUCAAUAGUCUUAAGUGACCUGGAGUUGGUGUUUUCAUAACAUAAGGAUGAAUUUCUAUGUCUAACCCACACAUUACUGGAAUGCCAGGAGGAGUCUGGCUUGAUGAAUCUACAAGGAAAUCAAUUCCUCGUGAGAAGGACAUCCACAAAGUCUCCUCUUGACCGCUGCAUGGGCAUUCACGUUGAUCUUUUUAAAACUGCCUGACAAAGGCUGCGUAUGAAAUACCCGUUCAUGUCUGUACUUUCUUAGUAACGGGUGGUUUACAAGAUUUAGCCUAGAAAAGAGACAGGUACUGUGGAGUUUGUACCAAGAAAUCCCUAGGGACCCCACAAUUUAUGUUAAAUGACCAGUGUAGGAUGACCCCACCAGAAUUUUAAGGGACAAAUCAUCAUGAACUGAGAGAACUGUUGUGAUUCUGUAUGCACUUGUGAAGUUAAUAUUGUGGUGCUUAAUGUCAGCCUCGUGCCUUUUCAGUUGUUGGCUGAAAAGGGGUCUGAGAGGGUUGUAACCACACAGCAAUCUUCAUUGGCUCCAAAAUUAUUCGCUUGGAACCCUUAAGAACAGAUUUCAAGUGGUUCCUGAGUCGUCUCCUUGGCUUAUGACUUCAGAAAACUUCUGUGCCCCCCAGGUGUCUGCAGCGCAGGCUAACCAGAGCUCUUAACAAAAGCCUUUCCCUUUUCCCACAGCCCGUGCUGGAUUCCCAGCACCACAAGCACUACAACGCUUCUACAGCUGCGAACCUGCUGCUCCCACCUUGGAAAAGGCAUUUUAAUGAGUCUGGCACUCUUGUGAGUGGUCUUAAAGAGCUGAGUGAUUCUGUUGCACAGCUUUUCCCCUUUUUCUGGCGUUUUAAAUCUUCCUGAAAACCUUCCCGUUCAUUGUCUUGUGGACCUUGGAUGCUGGCACAGCUGCCUGGGGGACAGGAGAUGUCUCAGACCAAGCAGGAGUGAUCCCAGUAGGAUCACAGGGGGGUUUUAAGUACCUAAAACCACCGGCAUCUCUGUGUUUUGGUGAAACUGCCACACUUUUAUGUCGCAGUGGCCUCAUCGAUGGCUCUUGUUUGCUUGCACAGGGGCUGGAAGGAAAAUGUUCCUUCAUUUGAAGCAUCUGGGCAGGUUCACCUGCGUACUGUAGCCCUCUUCUCCAGGUGGUGCUUCUGCUGGGCAGCUUUGCUUGGCACGUUACCUUCAUUUCAGUCUCGUUUUGGUACUUUUGGGGCAGGAGGUGCCACUGGUUGGUGACUCUAAAUACGGAGCUGUGACAUUGCUUGGAAAUGCCCCUUGUUGCCUCAUCCAGAAUAAACGCUGCGUAAUCGAGCA
Cygnus olor (mute swan) is the source of this 4150-nucleotide messenger RNA. RefSeq names its product minichromosome maintenance 10 replication initiation factor (gene MCM10). Gene Ontology annotation, molecular function: DNA replication origin binding; single-stranded DNA binding. NCBI's taxonomy places the organism in Eukaryota, Metazoa, Chordata, Aves, Anseriformes, Anatidae. The record is from RefSeq and is a predicted model, not a curated record. Gene Ontology annotation, biological process: DNA replication; DNA replication initiation. The transcript is spliced from 18 exons. Bases 282 to 2870 code for a protein of 862 amino acids. Gene Ontology annotation, cellular component: replication fork protection complex; nucleus.